Molecule: messenger RNA, 1404 nt
Organism: Gordionus sp. m RMFG-2023
Lineage: Eukaryota; Metazoa; Nematomorpha; Gordioida; Chordodea; Parachordodidae
Exons: 2
Coding region: 1-1404 (467 amino acids)
Source: RefSeq, a predicted model, not a curated record
AUGGCUGAAUUUAUUUUAAGUAGUCGAAACAAUCAUCAGUUACUACUUCUUGAUUUUUACUUAUUUCAAAAGGAAAAAACAUCUAACCAAAUAACCUAUUGGAGAUGUAUUCAAUUCAAUGUGGACGAAUGCAGUGGACGUGCAAGAACUAAGAACGGAAUCCCUAUAUUCCACAAUCAUAAACAACCAGACAUUGCAGAUAUUGAAGCAAGAAGAGAGCUAAAUAGAAUUAAACAAGUGGCUUCUAGUUCCCAAUCUCUGCCCAAUAAUAUAAUAGCCGAUAUAUCUAGCAAUAUAUCCAUAGCCGCCACUGGGAAAAUGUCCAGUUGUUCCUUAAUUAAAAGGACAAUUCAAAGGAAAAGACGCCAAGUAGGAAGAGCGCCUGCCGUUCCUGUAAGCCUGAUUGACUUGGUCAUACCAAUCGAAUAUCAAUUAUCCAAUAAUAAUGAACAAUUUUUACUUUAUGAUAGUGGUCAUCAUGAUCACCGAUGCAUAAUAUUUUCUACCAUUAAAAAUUUACAAUUUUUAUCAACAUGCGAUAAAUGGUAUGCAGAUGGCACAUUCAAAACAUGCCCCCCUCUCUUCCAGCAAAUAUACACCAUCCACGGGAUGAAACAUAAAACCAUUAUUCCCGCUAUUUAUGUUCUGAUGGCAUCACGUCGCCAACAAGAUUACCUUAAUAUUUUCAAUCAAAUUAAAAAUUUCCAAAUUUUUUUAAAUCCAAAAGUUAUUAUAAUUGAUUUUGAAUUAGCAGCCUUAUCUGCUUUUAAACAGUCAUUUCCAAUGACUGCAAUGCGCGGGUGUCUGUUCCAUAUGUCGCAAUGCAUAUGGCGCACGGUCCAGAAAAAUCCCCGCAUUUGCAAUGCAUACAAAAGCGAAACUAAUUUUGCUAUGUAUAUAAAGAUGCUAAUGUCACUGGCAUAUGUCCCAGUUGAGGACGUAAUUCACGGAUUUGAGGAAUUAUGUGCCUCCAUAUUCUAUCAAGAAAAUAGGGCUAUUCUCGCCCCCUUGAUAGAAUAUUUUGAAGAGACAUGGAUUGGGAAAAUGAUAGCGAUGGAGAGUAGGUCUCCAAUAUUUGGUAUUUCCCUAUGGAAUUGUUAUGAAUCGACACUAGCUAGUGAACCGAAUACAAAUAAUUCUGUAGAGGGCUGGCAUCGGAGUUUUUCUUCUCAUAUAAGUUCCCAUCAUCCAACGAUCUGGAAAUUUAUAAAGACUCUCAAAGACGAAGAUAGCCUUAAUAGUUACAAAUUGGAACAAUAUUCUUUAGGACUAUUAGCUCCAGUGUCAAAGAAAGAAUAUCGAGAAAGAUCCAAAAGGAUUCUUCUAAUUGUUGAAGAUUUCCAUUCAAGAACCAUGAUGGAUUAUUUAAGGGCUUUAUCCCACAAUUUAAAUUUAAAUGUUUAA